Molecule: messenger RNA, 1968 nt
Organism: Hypoxylon trugodes
Lineage: Eukaryota; Fungi; Ascomycota; Sordariomycetes; Xylariales; Hypoxylaceae
Exons: 2
Coding region: 159-1628 (489 amino acids)
Biological process (GO): ubiquitin-dependent protein catabolic process
Cellular component (GO): COP9 signalosome
Source: RefSeq, a predicted model, not a curated record
AAAAAAAAAGUCCAUCAUCAUCAUCAUACCUCAUACAAACGCGAGAGUAGCCACUUGUACAUUAAAUUCUGUCAACAUAAACUCAGUUACCUUAAAGCCAUUAGCACCGUACGAAAUCAUUCUCUCCGUGCCGAUCCAUCCUUUGGCUGCUUAUCGUCAUGGAUAAGCUUGCGUCGACGCUGCUGGCGUUUCCGCCCGAAGCUAAUCUGGCCAGCCUCGACAACGAGAUAUACGACGCAGCCGCGAGAACCCAUAUCAGCAAGCUUUCUAAACUUCUCAGAGAGAAUCAUGCAGAAUUAUUAGCACACGGCCUUCAGCUCCUCGAGUUACUCGAUCCGAGUGUGAAUUCGCUAUCCUACCUCGCUGUCAUUCAUACUCUCACCAUCCCCAGUGUAGCCUCUUCCGCCUCUGUCGAUUCCAUCCUUGAGAAGCUGGUGCUGUUUCUGCUCACUUUCGAUGCCCGACAAUGCCGAUAUGCUAGAAGUCAAUUGCAAGAUGUCCUCGUCGCCGUUGGAACCGGACAUUACCUCCCCCCCUCUGUUGCUGUCGAAGCGCUCACGACCGCCAUCUUGAGAUUAGACCCGACUGGUAGCAUUCUGACAAACUACCAUAUUCUUCUUGCGAAACUCGCCUAUAACACAAAUAAUACCGAAUCGGUUCUACCAGUAAUCGACAAGAACAUUGUAUACUUCCCGGGGAUGGCUAACUACGGCGAGCCUGGGUACCUCUGCGAUCUCACUCUACCACCCCCUGCCUAUCUUUCGCGAGAAACAGGACUUACCAGCAACCUGAAGUCCACUGCAGUCUUGGAGUACGACUUGAUUCGUGGCAUGAUAUAUUGUUCUAGGAGGGAUUGGGAAAGUGCGUUUGCAGCAUUUGAGAGGGUCAUUACCUACCCCACGCGUGAAGGCGGAGCGAGUAAGAUUAUGCUUGAAGCCUACAAGAAAUGGGUGCUAGUUAGCUUGCUCUCUAAGGGCAAGCUCGUUGAACCCGAAUCAUAUACAGGGGCUGCAGCGAGCAAGAUCUACGGGAACAUCGGGAAGCCGUAUACAGCACUCGCGGCCCUGUUCGUGGCGGACGACGCGCAGGUGCUAAAGGCAGAUGUUGAGAAGAAUACCCAACUAUGGUUUGAAGACGGAAACACGGGCCUGAUCCAGGAGGUUUUAGCUGCGUAUCAGAAGUGGCGGGUACUAGCAUUGGAACAAAUCUAUUCUAAAAUUUCGCUCCCCGAAAUCCGACAACAGACUACGAGCGCAGAAACAGGUCGGGUGCUCGAGAAGGACGAGGAUAUCGAGACCCUCCUUCAGAACAUGAUAAUAUCAGGCAUGCUGUAUGGUGUGAUCGAAAAGAAUGACGAUGGUACGGCAUUUCUUACCUUCCUACCGCCGUCAACGCAACUCUCGGAGCCAGAGUUUGCUAGCGAGCUCGCCCAUACAGCUGCGCGGUUAAAGCAAUUGCACCCCAUCUUUCAAGCGACACAGGAACGCUUAGGGACGAGCAAAGAAUACAUCAAGCACGUAAUUAGAGAAGAGAAACGAGCUGAGAAGAACGACCCGGAUCCCACUCUAGCCUUUGAUGUUCACGUGGACGAUGAGGACUUGAUGGGUGGUAUUCUUCCUACUGGUUGAGUGAGCAGUCGAACUAAGCGCUUUACGCCGCUUCACUGCUCGCGUCGAACCCCCGCCUUGAACAGAAAAAUUUCUCGGGGGUGUUCUGAGCUUAUGGUGUUGAACCUUCCAUACGAUGGCACUAGUCAGCAUGGAUAAUCUCGGUUUAGCACGUCUUAAUUGCUUACCCACAGGCGACAGCAUUUAGAACAUUUAUAUCUCUAGGGGCGUUAUCCGGACAAGAAUUGAUUCGAGAAAUGCCGUUCGACUAGAGAUCUACGACGGUUACGAGUGAUCGAGAUCCUCAACCAGCUCAUUAGAGAGCAAUGCGUAAUGAAGAAUAAAGACAUUAAUAUCCCAU